This is a messenger RNA of Ipomoea triloba (trilobed morning glory), 1083 nucleotides long. Its product is annotated as cytosolic sulfotransferase 17-like. Gene Ontology annotation, cellular component: cytoplasm. Gene Ontology annotation, biological process: sulfation. Gene Ontology annotation, molecular function: sulfotransferase activity. The transcript has 2 exons. The record is from RefSeq and is a predicted model, not a curated record. Lineage: Eukaryota; Viridiplantae; Streptophyta; Magnoliopsida; Solanales; Convolvulaceae. The coding region runs from base 87 to 1037 and encodes 316 amino acids.
AUCAUCUUCCAUUCUUCCCUCCCUCUCUCUCUGUGUCUCUCUCUCGCGUAUUUCAGUAGCAGAAGCAAACUCCGGCCAGAUAAGUCAUGUUAGGUGAUUACGCCGAACAAAUGGAGAAUCAGGAUUCUUCAGGAGAAGGGAAAUGGUGGGGAAAUAAACAACUGCAACAAAUCAAUGGCUUUUGGUUCAUGCCACUUGCGAUUCCUGGAGUUCAACGGGUCCUGGCCGAGUUCAAUCCACGCCCUAAUGAUGUAAUCUUGGCUUCAUUUCCCAAAACCGGCACCACAUGGCUCAAAGCUUUGCUUUACUCAAUAAUCAAUCCAUCCUCUCUUGAUUCCCUAGUCAAGCACAACCCCCAUGAUCUUGUUCCUUUCCUUGAAUUGCGAGUCUUCAAUGAAGGAUCGGAACCAUACGUUAUGCCACCACCGGAUGCUAAAACCAAAAUCUUCGGUACCCAUAUUCCAUAUCAAUUGUUAGGCAAAACCUUUGAAUCCUCAGGUUGUCGUGUGGUUUAUGUUUCUAGGAACCCAAAGGACACCUUGAAUUCACUUUGGCAUUUUGUGAAUAAGUGGAAAGUAGCCGAGGAGGAAGCGUGGGGGUUGGAAGAAGCUGUUGAGAAAUUUUGCCAGGGAAUUAUACCUUAUGGGUCUUACUAUGAGCAUGUGUUGGGGUAUAAAAUGGCAAGUUUAAAGAACCCUAAUAAAGUAUUCUUUGUUACAUAUGAAGAGCUAAAGAAUGAUCCAAAAACUCACGUCAAAAAGUUGGCUGAGUUUUUGGGUUCUCCUUUUGCUGAAGAGGAUAACAAAGUGGAAGAGAUAGUGAAGAGCUGCAGCUUUGAGGUUUUGAGCAAUCAUGAAGUGAACAAGUCUGAGCAUUCUCGAACUGUUGCGACGAUGACAAUAGAUUCUAAAGCCUUGUUUAGAGAAGCGACUGUUGGUGACCAUAAAAAGUACUUGAGCGAUGAGAGUAUUAAAAGAAUUGAUACACUCACAAACGAGAAAUUUCACAAUUCUGGUAUUGCUUAUGCGUUUAAUUAAUUUCUUUGUUUCUUUGGCAUAUGUAAGAGCAUAGAAAUUGGUGUGU